This is a messenger RNA of Balearica regulorum gibbericeps (East African grey crowned-crane), 1910 nucleotides long. Lineage: Eukaryota; Metazoa; Chordata; Aves; Gruiformes; Gruidae. The record is from RefSeq and is a predicted model, not a curated record.
AUGGAGGUCUCCAAGGCCGUGGUUGGUGUCCUGUUUGCGAGCAUCCCUCGUCUGUGUCGCACCGGUGGCACCAAGGACUGCUCGUUGCAGUUGCACUUGGUUGAUACAGCUGCUGAAGAAAGCAAUUCCAUUUCCCUUUUCUUGUACUCUGGUGAAUGCUCAGCCGAAAUAACAGCUUUGCUUUCCCUUUAUGGUGGACAGUUCAGCGGUGAGCAGGAAAUUCAUGUCAAUUCUCCAUUUUGGAUUCUCAGUAUUCUUUCAGAAGAGAUGGCAAGGGGACUAAUGAAACGGACAGUAUGUGCAAAGUCUAUAUUUGAACUGUGGGGUCAUGGAAGAUCUGCGGAGGAGCUCUAUGCAUCUUUGAAGAACUAUCCAGUGGACAAGAUGCUUCCAUAUCUACAGUCAGACUCUACUUACAAAGUACAUAUUCAUACAUUUAAUAAAACACUGACCCAAGCACAGAAAAUAAAGAAGAUAGAUGCCCUUGAAUUUUUACCAUUCAAAGGAAAAGUAAAUUUAAAGAAUCCAGAACACAUCUUCUGGAUUUUGGAAGAUUAUGGAACGGAUCCUAAUAAUGUUCCAGAAGAGCCCUUUCAUCUUUAUUUUGGUAGAUGGAUUGCAGAUGGCCAAAGAGAACUUAUUGAGUCCUACAGUGUAAAAAGGAGACACUUUAUUGGAAAUACGAGCAUGGAUGCCUGCCUGUCUUUCAUUAUGGCAAACCAUGGGAGAGUAAAACCCAAUGAUGUUGUCUAUGAUCCAUUUGUUGGAACAGGUGGCCUUCUAAUCUCCUCAGCACACUUUGGAGCAUAUGUGUGUGGUACUGAUAUAGAUUACAACACAAUCCAUGGAUUAGGCAAGGCAAGCAGAAAGAACCAGAAAUGGAGAGGGCCAGAUGAAAAUAUCAGAGCUAAUCUCCGACAGUAUGGUUUAGAGAAAUACUACCUUGAUGCACUAGUUUCUGAUUCUUCAAGACCAAUAUGGCGAAAAGGGAUGCUGUUUGAUGCAAUCAUUACAGAUCCACCAUAUGGUAUCAGAGAAGCUACUCGCAGAAUGGGUUCACAAAAGGAAACAGUUAAGUCAGCUGAAAGAAGCACAGAAAAUCACAUCUUCGUUUCAUCCAGUUACCAUCUAAGUGACAUCUUUUUUGACCUAUUGAAGUUUGCGGCAGAAUAUCUGGUGAUGGGAGGAAGAUUAGUUUACUGGCUGCCAAUAUACAGGCCUGAAUACACAGAAGAGAUCAUUCCCCGCCACCCGUGCCUGAAACUUAUUAGCAACUGUGAGCAGAUGCUUUCCAGCCACACAUCAAGGCGCCUGAUAACCAUGGAAAAGGUGAAAGAAUUCAAGGAUCAAGAUCAGAAUUCUUACUUGUUGGAUGGUCAAUAUAUGCCAUACAGGGGACACAAUUCAUUCCGUGAAAAGUAUUUCAGUGGUGUGACAAAGAGGAUUGCCAAGGAAGAAAAAGACAAUCAGAAGUAAAAUAUAAUAUAAACAGAUUAAAAAAUGAGGAAAGAAUGAAGAUUGUGUUUCUUUGUAAGGACAUCUGGAUAUGAACACUCAUUUGGAUGCCUCAGAAAAAUAAAUACUGCUUUUAAUUUUAAAACAAGAUGAAACCCACAACACAGGUUGAAGGCAGUUCUUUUUAAUUAGCUUUGUUUAUAGUGGAUUUUAUUGUACAAGUUUUUUGAGUCUUAUUUAAUUUAUAUUUGUACUUUCAAGUACUAAUGAUGAUUGACUAAAACCAUUAUUAUUGUUCUUUCACUGUUAACGUUUACAAGAACGUAGUAGUAUUAUUUGGCUUCUUAAACUGUGAACAUCUGGCUGUUUUAGAAACACGUGGUGGUGAUCAAGGAUUGCUUAUUAAGAUCAUUUUCAUUUGUUUUCUUUUUUUGUAAAUGGUAUACAAUAAACCA